This is a messenger RNA of Lampris incognitus (smalleye Pacific opah), 3777 nucleotides long. RefSeq names its product ATPase cation transporting 13A2 (gene atp13a2). The record is from RefSeq and is a predicted model, not a curated record. Gene Ontology annotation, biological process: regulation of mitochondrion organization; regulation of autophagosome size; intracellular calcium ion homeostasis. Bases 106 to 3591 code for a protein of 1161 amino acids. Lineage: Eukaryota; Metazoa; Chordata; Actinopteri; Lampriformes; Lampridae. Gene Ontology annotation, molecular function: ATP binding; P-type ion transporter activity; ATP hydrolysis activity. Gene Ontology annotation, cellular component: membrane. The transcript has 29 exons.
CUGCGUCGGAUGACGCGCAGUGUGGGAGCUGAGAGGAAGCCCCAUGACGGUCUGGGGUAACGGCGUGAGACGGUCUGAGGAUCAGACCGGCACCCUGAGCCAGGGAUGGACAGCUGCGGUAACCAGGAGGAGCCGCAGAGUGGGCUCCCAUCCCCAUGUCCCAGGAACCCUCUCCUCCCUCCUGACUCCCACAUGGAUGUGCAGGGCUUCAGGCGUGUAUGCUGGCGUGUGUGGCUGUGUCGUCUGGGAGCUGUGCUGUCUGCGGGUCUCCUCCUGGUUUUAUUUCAUUGGCGCCCACGGCUCGCUGUCCUUGCCCGCUGCUGUUCCUGCCCUCCAGCCUUGGCAGAUGUCCUGCUGCUAAGAGAUCAUUUUGGCCAGCAGCAUGUUGUGGAGGUUCUCACAGAGGAGAUGGAGGAGGGCAGCAUGAACCUGUUGGAAGACGUGGGUGAGACCGAAUGGAGGGAUACGGUCAAACUAAACACAGAGCAGAAAACACUGCUGCGAUACUUCCUGUUUGAGGGGUUGCGCUACAUCUGGCUGGCCAGAAGAGGAGCCUUCUGUCAUGCUAGUGUCCUGAAUGAAGACUGGACCUGUAAUGAUCUGCACGCCUUCCAAAAGGGCCUUAGUCCCCUUGAGCAAAGUACAAGGAAGCUGGUGUAUGGGCCCAACCUUAUUGAUGUGCCUGUGAAGUCUUACACACGACUGCUGUUUGAGGAGGUUCUCAACCCAUUUUACAUGUUCCAAGUAUUCAGCAUUACCUUGUGGAUGACUGAUAGAUAUUAUUAUUAUGCGUCCUGCAUUAUCCUCAUCUCGCUGUUAUCUAUCGGCAUCUCUCUGUAUGAGACCCGCAAGCAAAGCACUACUCUCCGCAGCAUGGCUCAGCUCAUCACUAACGUCACUGUGUGCAGAAGCUCAGGAGAGGAGGAGUGUGUGAGUUCAGUGGAGCUGGUCCCAGGCGAUUGUCUGGUCAUCCCUCCGGAGGGCCUGCUGCUGCCCUGUGACGCCGCCUUGCUGGCCGGGGAUUGCAUGGUCAACGAAAGCAUGCUGACAGGUGAAAGUGUCCCGGUUCUGAAAACCCCUCUGCCAGCAGGUGAGGGGAAGUACAGCUCUGAAACUCAGCGCAGACACACCCUGUUCUGUGGCACACAGAUCCUCCAGGCCAAAGGAGAGGGGCCGGGUGGAAGAGGAGCCAUUGCUGUGGUCGCAAGCACAGGGUUCUUCACAGCCAAAGGUGACCUGGUCAGCUCCAUUCUCUACCCUCAGCCCACCAACUUCCGCUUCUACCAGGACGCCACCAAGUUCCUGCUCUUCCUGGGCGGUAUAGCUCUGAUUGGAACUAUUUACAGCCUUGUGAUCCUCAGCAGAUCCAACAUAACAAUAAUGGAGUUGGUGAUAAGGGCCCUGGAUAUAGUGACUAUCGUGGUGCCCCCUGCCCUGCCUGCUGCCAUCACCACUGGCUCUAUCUAUGCCCAGCGCCGUCUGAAGAGCAAGGGGGUCUUCUGCAUCAGUCCACCACGCAUCAACAUCUGUGGCAAAGUCUCAGUCUUCUGCUUCGACAAGACAGGAACCCUGACAGAGGAGGGAUUGGAUGUGUGGGGAGUGAUGGAAGGUGGACAGGCUGGAUUUUCAGAGCUGGUCCCAGAUCCGAGACUCCUGCCCCCAGGUCCCAUGCUCUCUGCACUGGCUUGCUGCCACACAGUGGCCCUGCUGGGUGGACAGCCCCUAGGAGACCCUCUGGAGCUCAAGAUGAUCGAAUCCACCGGUUGGGAGCUAAAAGAGCCAGAGGGAGAUCGAAAGGUGGUCGACUCAGCAUUCGGAGGUCACAGAGUUUUGGCCGUCAUGACAUCGCCUGCACAGCAGCCUGAAGCUGAUGGUAAUUCUGCUUGUGAGUCAGUGGCGAUUCUUCAGCGCUUCCCCUUCUCCUCAUCCCUGCAGAGGAUGAGUGUGGUCACCGUGGCCCCUGGGGGACGUCGAGCCCUCGCUUUCAUGAAAGGGGCUCCAGAGAUGGUGGCUAGCCUCUGCCUCAGAGAAACUGUACCUGCAGAGUUUUCUGGUAUACUGCGUGACUUUGCAAGUGAUGGCUUCAGGGUGCUUGCACUCGGCUUCAAACCUCUGAAUGAGAAGACUGACUUGCAGGCUCUUAAACGAGGCGCAGUAGAGAAAGAGAUGCAGUUCUUGGGCCUGUUGGUGAUGAAAAACCAGGUGAAGCCAGAAAGUGCCGAUGUUAUCAACACCCUGAGCCUGGCAAACCUUCGCACUGUCAUGGUCACAGGGGACAACAUUUUAACUGCAGUCAAUGUUGCAAGAAGCUGUGGGAUGGUGGGGUCCAGCGAGCAGGUGAUAUUUGUACAUGCCACCCCUCAUACUUCCCAGUCCAUGCCCAAACUGAGAUUCCACCUGGGAGAAGGAGCGGGUUCCACAUCAGAAGGCUCCAUGGAGGUCCUCACUCAGGGUUUGUACCAGAGUGGUACCAGCUAUCACUUAGCUGUCAACGGCAAGUCUUUCUCCGCCCUCUGUGACCAUUUUCCUGAAUAUCUUUCAAAAGUGUUGAUGCGAGCCACAGUAUUUGCACGCAUGGCCCCUGAGCAGAAGACCCAGCUGGUGAAGGAGCUUCAGAAACUGAACUACCGUGUGGGGAUGUGUGGGGAUGGAGCCAACGACUGUGGGGCCCUGAGGGCCGCUGAUGUGGGGGUGUCGCUGUCUGAAGCCGAGGCCUCCGUAGCCUCCCCUUUCACCUCCAAGUCAGACAACAUCAGCUGUGUACCGCUGCUCAUUAGAGAAGGCAGGUGCUCUCUGGUCACCUCCUUCAGUCUCUUCAGAUACAUGGCCCUGUACAGCCUCAUCCAGUUCAGCUCUGUCCUCAUUCUCUACACAGUGAAGACCAAUCUGGGAGACCUACAGUUCCUUUACUUCGAUUUGGUCCUCGUAACACUCUUGGCGAUUGUGAUGGGGAAAGGGGGCCCCAGCACGGAGCUCCAUCCCCGCAGACCCCCGGCCAGCCUGCUGGCCUUGCCUGUCCUGGGGAGCCUGUUCCUGCACACCUCCAUGAUCAUCCUGGGCCAAGUGGCUGCUCUCUUCAUCACCAUGUCACAAGACUGGUAUUUUCCACUAAACUCAACGCAGUCUGGAGCGGCUAAUCUGCCCAACCUGGAGGACACGUGUGUGUUCGCCCUGUCUGGCUACCAGUACAUCAUCAUGGCCGUGGUGGUCACCAAAGGCUACCCUUACAAAAAACCUCUGUACCACAACGUGCUGUUUGUCUGUAUCCUCUUGGUGGUGUUUGCUCUGAUGAGUUGGCUGGUCCUGUAUCCCGGUCCGGCCCUCAUUCGACUGUUACAACUGUAUGACAUCUCCGAUAUGAACUUCAAAAUGCUGCUGGUUGCCCUGGCGGCCCUGAACUUCCUGAUCUGCUUCUUCCUGGAGCUGCUGAUUGACCUCGGCAUGCUCAACUGUCUUCGCUCGCUUUGUGGGAAUCGGCCUUCAAAGAAGCAGUACAAGCGCCUUGACCUCCUUUUGUCUGACUCUCCGUCGUGGCCACCCCUGAACCAACCGCUCUCCUCGACACAAUACACAGUUAUUGGUGUGAGCUAGCGUCUGCCUCCCUGAUGUUGGACAGUGCUUCUUAUUUUCUCCUGCAGCCAAAGAGCCAUGGAUGGUCUGAGCCACAACUAGUUUCACCCAAGCAAUACAGAUAGUCAGCAGCACCACACUGUUUCGGUAUAUCAGCCAACAGGUCAUGAAAACAUUCAAACUGUCCAAUGUUUUUAAUAAAUACUG